CGGAUACUUGCCAAGAGCACCGGCGCCGAUAGUCCACCUUCCCGCCGCGAUGAAGCUGAUUCAACUGGGACAUGCCGAUGAGGGUGUGUCAUCAUUCCUGCUCGGGACGUGUGGCCGGCAAGUGCUGUUGGACUGCGGCUUGAACUUGAGAGCGUUGGUGCACUUACCACUCCACGGGCCAUUUCGAUUCCACGGACCAAGCUUGCAUUUCAUCGACGCACAGACAAUCGACUACGUCGUAAUUUCAAACCACAUGAGCUUGCUGGGUCUUCCUCUGCUCACGGAGCGCACAGCAUUCCAGGGAGAAAUCUUUGCGACAGAACCAUGCGUGCAAUUCGGAAGGAGGAUGCUUCUGGACAUGCUGGACAUGGUGGAGAAGCGGCAACGCAGCAGCAACGGCAGUCGGCCGUGGAUGUCCCGCGCCCACAUUAAGACCCUUCCCCAUGCCGACCAACAGCUUCUCCUGGACAUGGAAUAUGACCAAUGGGCCGACCCGUACACUCGACACGAGAUCGACCGGUGUUUGCAGCGCAUCACGAUCAUUCCAUAUCGUCAAACUCUGACGUUGUCAUACGAACUAAAGCUAACGGCUGUCAGCUCGGGCUUUGCAUUGGGUGCAAGCUGCUGGAUCAUCGAGAGUCCGAUGGAGAAGCUGGUGUAUAUCCCAGCAGCAUCAUCCGAAAUGAAUCGACACCCCACUGCACUGGACGUCAACUUUUUGCGAGACGCCGACAUCAUGCUCGUGACUGAUCUCAAAGACGACCGCGACACACGCAUGAUCGACAAGCGCCUGGAAACGUUUUUGAAUCACCUGCUCACCGUCCACUCGCGCCACGGCACAUCGCUCGUCCCAUGCCAUUUUGACGGUGUCCUCUUCGACUUGCUCGAGAAUUUGCAGCUGUUCUUAGCAGCCAUCAACCACGCCCCCAUUCCCAUUUACUUUGUCACGUCUACACCCGUCGACUCAAAUCUGUGCGGACCGCAAUGGCUAUGCAAUUCCAAAGCGCAAAAGGUAUUUGCCGGCACGUCGCCUUUCGUGCACAGCCAACUGAUCGACGAGUGCCACCUCCGGCUCGUCGCCCCGGGGUCCCCCGUGCCUCUCGAGGAGCCGUGCAUCAUCUUCGCCAACCAUCCGAGUCUUCGCCUGGGCGAUGCCGUCGAACUCAUUCCCAAGCUACAGCUGAAUCCGUCCAACGCGGUGGUGUUCAUCGACCCGCAUGUCCAGCCGUUCCAAGCGAUCGCGCCAUUUCAACCCAACUUUCUCAUGGAAUGGAUCCACGCCCCCAUUGACUUUCGCCUCUCGUGCAACAAUGCCAACAUCUUGAUUGCCGAAUGCAAACCGCAAACGGUCGUCUUGCCCGCAUGCUACGUCACUGCCCAAGGUGACGGCCAAUGCGUUCGGCUCUUGAAGGAUUUGGUCGUGACCCGAGAUGCCGACUCGACCGUCCUGCUGCAUCACUUGGAGCCUGCAAUGGUUACCAAGGUGAAGAAGGUCGUCGAUGCCGUCUUGGAUCCAGAGCUGGCGGCACAAACGAAUUUGACGAUCGUGGACAAGAAUGCGGCAGCACUCGUCCAAACGAAGCUGUCGUUUGCGUCGGGGCGCAUCGAAUUGAAGCCCGUGGACGGCGAGUACUGGGACCGAACUUCUCUCGAACCGCUCUCGACGUCGCACGAGUCGAGCACGACGACGCUGUCCAGCGGCGGGCCAUGCAAGAAGCUGUGUGUUCGCGAGAAAACCAACGUCCUCCUCGGCGAACUCGACGUCGAAUCGCUCUUGCACCAGCUGCAGGACGAGUUUGGUCCGCUUCACAUUGAACCGCUCAACAUGGCGACCCAAGUCAAGUUUGGCGACACCGUCGUGACCUUUCUCACGAACGAAAACAAGACGGUCGUCGCGUCCGGCAGCGAUCUCGUCCGCGCCCGCGUCGCCCACCUCGUUGUCGCACAACUGUGCCAGUUCUAACGCUGCUCCAACCUCCUGUUGUCUCGUACGCGAGAGUGCUUCCGCGAGCCUUGCGAUAUUGACGGUAGUUUGAAACGUCUAACGUCGUCCAUCCAUCAAUGUCUAGCUGACGACGCAAGGGAUGAUCAGGUGGAUUUGAAUCGAGCUGUCGCUGUGCCAUGGUCCGUCUUGUACGCUGAAGGGGUCGGGCCAGGUCGACCGUGCUGCAGCCGCUACAUUACUCUGGCACUCAACUCUAGUCUUCCCGUCGAGCUCUUAACCCAAACAGCCCUCUCGUCCAUCCAAGUUUUUGAAAAUUGCCCCAAGAGUGACUGUCCUGUACGGCAUGAUUCCCCCUAAUCUUGUGUCGCUGG
Messenger RNA from Aphanomyces invadans, 2316 nucleotides. RefSeq lists its product as hypothetical. Gene Ontology annotation, biological process: snRNA processing. Gene Ontology annotation, cellular component: integrator complex. The coding region runs from base 50 to 1963 and encodes 637 amino acids. NCBI's taxonomy places the organism in Eukaryota, Oomycota, Saprolegniomycetes, Saprolegniales, Verrucalvaceae. The transcript has 12 exons. The record is from RefSeq and is a predicted model, not a curated record.